CCUAGUCGCGCCAAAUCGCCAGCUCCUCACUUCCCGUUUCUCGACGCCAUUUGCCGCCUCAACUGUACCUCCUCCUCCGCAUCGACAACAGCCCAUCACGCCUGCCCAUCUUGUUAUGCCCAUCUUCUGUCCGAGUGGUUCGAGUAUGAAUCUCGCUCUACACCCACUCUCUUGCGUCGGUUCACCUGUCGAGUUGCGGCUAUCUCUCCCGACUUGUCAGCUCCUCUGCUCUGCAUCAUCUGCCAGCGGACUCGGCUGGCUUGGCCGUUUCAGUCGGACUCAUGCUUCAACCAGACGGACCGAGGCGUUCUGGUCUCUUGGGCUGAGCCGGAGUCGCUUUCCAGACCGUCCGGAGGGGAGAGUCCCUACAGCAUCGCCGCCAAGUCGUUGACCUGGUUGGCGUGUCUUUUGCCUCUGCGAAUGGAGAUCCCCGCAGGAUCGCCGAUUGGCAAAGACUGUCUCGGACCUGUAUCGCCCAUCAUCUAUCCCUGGUUCGUGGACAUACAGCGACGCAUGUUGCGGAUAUGCUGUGCCUGUGCCAGCAUCCACCUACCAUUCCACUUAUCCGACCAAGAAGUCUCUCAUCACCAAAUCAACAUACAGACAAAGUCCAUCCGAUUGACUGCGGUACAGUUGGCGCUGUUGCUGUACCUCUUCCCGUUGUCUAACGCCUUCUCUAAGCCUCAUUUAGUUGAUUUUGUCUCUUUGUGCAAUGGCUGUUGUCCUGUACAUUUACUUGCGUCUGUUGACUUUUGA
Messenger RNA from Protopolystoma xenopodis, 756 nucleotides. The record is from the annotation of a GenBank genome assembly. Lineage: Eukaryota; Metazoa; Platyhelminthes; Monogenea; Polystomatidea; Polystomatidae.